This is a messenger RNA of Geodia barretti, 205 nucleotides long. NCBI's taxonomy places the organism in Eukaryota, Metazoa, Porifera, Demospongiae, Tetractinellida, Geodiidae. The record is from the annotation of a GenBank genome assembly.
GUGAAUCUGAUGAAGGAUAUGCACUCACCUGAUGAUAAUACUGUGCCUUCAAAACUGGAGUGUGUCCAUGUGGUCCAUCCUUACCUUGUGAUCGGCUGUCCUUCUGCACUGACCUCUACUGAGAACAUGUGAAUAUUAUCCCACAUCAGUGACGAAACAAAGACUCAGUUGUUGUUGCAGAACAUAAUGCACUUUAUACCAAUGU